Messenger RNA from Neogale vison (American mink), 1609 nucleotides. RefSeq names its product elongation factor 1-alpha 1-like. Gene Ontology annotation, biological process: translation; translational elongation. Gene Ontology annotation, molecular function: GTP binding; translation elongation factor activity; GTPase activity. The record is from RefSeq and is a predicted model, not a curated record. Bases 62 to 1036 code for a protein of 324 amino acids. The transcript has a single exon. NCBI's taxonomy places the organism in Eukaryota, Metazoa, Chordata, Mammalia, Carnivora, Mustelidae.
CGCAACGGGUUUGCCGCCAGAACACAGGUGUCGUGAAAACCACUGCUCAUCCUAAAUCAAAAUGGGGAAGGAAAAGACUCAUAUCAACAUUGUUGUCAUCGGACACGUAGAUUCGGGCAAGUCUACCACUACUGGUCAUCUGAUCUACAAAUGUGGUGGGAUCGACAAAAGAACUAUCGAAAAAUUCGAGAAGGAGGCUGCUGAGAUGGGAAAAGGCUCCUUCAAGUAUGCCUGGGUCUUGGAUAAACUGAAAGCUGAACGUGAACGUGGUAUCACCAUUGAUAUCUCCCUGUGGAAAUUCGAGACCAGCAAGUAUUAUGUGACCAUCAUUGAUGCUCCAGGACACAGAGACUUUAUCAAAAACAUGAUUACAGGCACAUCCCAGGCUGACUGUGCUGUCCUCAUUGUUGCUGCUGGUGUUGGUGAAUUUGAAGCAGGUAUCUCCAAGAACGGGCAGACCCGUGAGCAUGCCCUUCUGGCUUACACACUGGGUGUUAAACAACUAAUUGUUGGUGUUAACAAAAUGGAUUCCACUGAGCCACCCUACAGCCAGAAGAGAUAUGAGGAAAUCGUUAAGGAAGUCAGCACCUACAUUAAGAAAAUUGGCUACAACCCCGACACAGUAGCCUUUGUGCCAAUUUCUGGUUGGAAUGGUGACAACAUGCUGGAGCCAAGUGCUAACAUGCCUUGGUUCAAGGGAUGGAAAGUCACCCGUAAAGAUGGGAAUGCCAGUGGAACCACACUGCUUGAAGCUCUGGAUUGUAUUCUGCCACCAACUCGUCCAACUGACAAGCCCUUGCGUCUGCCUCUCCAGGACGUCUACAAAAUUGGUGGUAUUGGUGGUAUUGGUACUGUCCCUGUGGGCCGAGUGGAGACUGGUGUUCUUAAGCCUGGCAUGGUGGUCACUUUUGCUCCAGUCAAUGUAACAACUGAAGUCAAGUCUGUUGAAAUGCACCAUGAAGCUUUGAGUGAGGCUCUUCCUGGGGACAAUGUGGGCUUCAAUGUCAAGAACGUAUCUGUCAAAGAUGUUCGUUGAGGCAAUGUGGCUGGUGACAGCAAAAAUGACCCACCAAUGGAAGCAGCUGGCUUCACAGCUCAGGUGAUUAUCCUGAACCAUCCAGGCCAAAUUAGUGCUGGAUAUGCACCUGUGCUGGAUUGUCACACAGCUCACAUUGCUUGCAAGUUUGCUGAGCUGAAGGAGAAGAUAGAUCGUCGUUCUGGAAAAAAGCUGGAAGAUGGUCCCAAGUUCUUAAAAUCUGGUGACGCUGCCAUUGUUGAUAUGGUUCCUGGCAAGCCUAUGUGUGUUGAGAGCUUCUCUGACUACCCUCCUCUGGGCCGUUUCGCUGUUCGUGACAUGAGACAGACGGUUGCUGUGGGUGUCAUCAAAGCAGUGGACAAGAAGGCAGCUGGAGCUGGCAAGGUCACCAAGUCUGCCCAGAAAGCUCAGAAGGCUAAAUGAAUAUUAUCCCCAAUACCUGCCACCCCAGUCUUAAUCAGUGGUGGAAGAACGGUCUCAGAACUGUUUGUGUCAAUUGGCCAUUUAAGUUUAAUAGUAAAAGACUGGUUAAUGAUAACAAUGCAUCGUAAAACCUUCAGAAGGAAAGGAGAA